GAUAAAUAUAUAUGACAACAAAGGUCAAUGUAAUCGUAUUUGACGAGAUAUCAGAGCAGUAAGGAAACCUAUGUGAUAAGAGUAUAAUUUUGUAGGACAGGAGAUAAAAUAUCUACGAAGUUAGAGAGAUCUGUAAAAUAAGUGUGAUUUUCGUUAAAAAGCGAUUUUAACUAAAGGAAAUUCCACUGAAAUGUUUGAAACAAGACACAGACAAAGUCUCUUUCAGACAUGCUUUGUCUGUUUAUUUUUCACAAUUCCAGUAUAUGGACGAACUGUCAUUGUAUCAACCAAAGUCGGUAAAAUUUCAGGAUACACUAAAGAUUUACAAGCUGACGGAAAAGCAAAGACUAUCUCAAAGUUUAUGGGAAUUCCAUUCGCAGAGACAACUGCUGGGCAGAACCGUUUCCUAAAGCCGAUCCCAAAGGCGCCCUUCAACAAUACCUUUGAUGCUACAGGUGGUCCAAUAGGAUGCAUACAAAGCUCCAAUAAGGCAGCACAGAGAAUAUCUAAGAUUACAAAUUUUUCGGAGGACUGUUUGAAUUUGAACGUGUACGUACCACAUGACUUUACAACAAAUGUGAGCCUUCCGGUGAUGAUAUGGAUAUACGGAGGAGGGUUUAACGACGGGGCUUCGGCACUUUACCGAGCGGACGUGUUAACUGCAUUUACAAAUGUAAUAGUCGUCACAAUUAACUACAGGCUUGGGAUGUUUGGUUUCCUUCAAAGUGAUGAUGGUAAACUUCCUGGAAACCAAGGCCUUUGGGAUCAACACCUGGCAAUCAAAUGGGUCCAUGAUAACAUUGCACCAUUUACAGGAAAUCCAGGCCAGGUGACCAUUUUCGGUGAAUCCGCGUGCGGGGCAUCUGUCUUGUUCCAGGCUCUGUAUCCAGGAAAUAAAGAAUAUUUCCAGAGAGUUAUAGCAGAAAGUGGAUCUCCACUCGCAAACUGGGCAACAAUUCAAGAACCAAACGCAAAGCUGUUCGCGAAAAGUGUGGGAUGUGACAGAAGUUCAAAUUGGGUUGCAUGUAUUAGAUCAAAAUCGACAUCCCAGCUCCAAAUACCAAGAACAGCGUCUAAUGCACUGCAUUUUCGUCCAGCAGUUGAUGGCGACUUUGUCGCGGAGAUACCAGAAGAUAUUCUCUAUGGAAAUAAUUCAAAAUCAUCAGCAGCACGAGAGUUUUAUUCCUCACUUGAUAUUCUCUCAGGUGUAAAUAAUAAAGAUGGUGCGUUAUUGAUGCUCGCAUUAUGGCCAAGAGUUCUGGGAUACUCUGAUUUAAACAGUCCAAAGAUCACACGUGACCAGCUAAAUAAUAUAGUCGUACCGCAUACGAUAGAUGAUAUUUUAUUACCAAAGGACAACCGUACAAGAGAUAUUCUCCAAAAACUUUUGAUUUUUGAAUACACAAAUUGGACGGAUCCUGAUUCGUUCGAGUCAACAAGAACCAGCACAGUGAGCCUAUCGAGUGAUGCUGGUUUCUUUUCGCCAGCUAUACGUGCAGCACAGGCUCAUGCUAUGGCGCAGAAUGGAAAGACAUAUUUCUACGAGUUUAGUGUUCCGAUAAAGAACCAUGACAUUAAAGAAACACCUUCCUGGAUUAUAGGUUCUAACCAUGCAGACGAAUUAAGGUUUGUGUUGUGUGAACCAUUAUUUGGCAGCAACGAAAGCACUUUCACCGAGGACGAUAAACGGGUGUCUCGAGCGGUUGCCACGUUGUGGUCAAAUUUCGCAAAAUCUGGGAAUCCAAACACACCGGAAGACGCUACGAAAUACAUUCAUGCCACGUGGCCAGAAUACACAAUGACGUCACAGAAGUACUUCCAAAUAUCUUACCAAAUGUCGCUGUUCUCCGUCAAAGACUAUUUUUAUGCAAAGAGAAUGUCUUUGUGGUCUGAAUUAAUUCCAAAGAUAAGAAAAAUUGUCAUUAACGACAAUGUGCAUAUACCUCACUUUGAUUUAUCCGGAAUUAUUUUUGGUAAAUGAAUGUGUAACCUGACACGUUAUUAAUUUUUUAUCCAUUCAGUAUGAACAGAAUUUAACACAUCCGGAUACUUCAUUUACAAAGGAGGAAUUCAAGUGUUAUUUGGGCUGCUUAAUUUUGAUCUAAAAAGAGGAACAAUCACGGUCAACGCAAUGAAUAAAAAAUAUUUAAAAUAACUAAAAAUGAAGUUACUUGUUUUAUUACAAUGUCGGUGACUCGGAUCGCAACAUUGAUGGCAAAGUGGGAGAGGGGAUGGGCAACCCCAAGUUAUUGUUUGUUUUGUUGUUGUUGUUUUUUUCACCACUUGAAAUGCAUACAUUUGACAAAAGGUCCUAUAUUACCUUACCGAUGGAUUAUUUGACCAUAUUCGCAAAGAUAAUUUUCAGUGCUCUAUAUGUAACUUGGGCUUACCAUACUGAGAUAUUGAAUUGGUCCUAUGGAGAGACGGAAGUUCAUUUUCAUGGUUUUAUAGUUAAUAAAUCAGAGAAAUGUAGAUGAAUGAUAAUGAUUUCAAACAAAUACCUCCGAAAUGUUCCAGACUGUGCAAUGUUUGUCCAUUCUAUUUAAGAGAUGAGGGUGAGCAUGCUCAGAGACCUUUGGCAGGCCUACAACUUCAAAAUUCUCAGCCACGCCCCUGUACAGUGAAUAAGCACUUCUCAACGCUGAUUUGUUUAUUGGGUGUUACAAAUGCAAUAUUCAUAAAAGAAUCAUUAAAACCUAAGUCCAAAACAGGUCUGGAGUUAUUUAGAACUGUAGAUGUAAGUGACGUGUUUUGAAAGCAGGUCGGUAUAUAUCAACCAGAUGAAAUUCCCCAAUUUACGUAAUUCGAAUGAUUAUAUCUCAGCAUGUGUACCGAGAUAAAAUACGUAUAUAUAGAUCUUACAGCUCACAUAAACUGCAGAAGCACUAAAACCAUUUCCAGGUAUGUCCAAAAUUGGAAGUUACGAUUUCGACCACCAUUCACAAAGUUGUCACAAUAACCUCUCAAGUUGCUGUUUUGCAAUUCAGCACUUUUUUGCGCGGAAUGCGACCACCUGUAUGUCCUUGGCAUGUUUAGAUCGACAUACUGCAAGUUUUAAAUCCCAUCAACUACGUUGUUUCUAGCAAUUCAGGAUAGCUCACUUGACUGUGGUAAAAACAGGUAAAUUCACUCUGUCAGUGUUUGACGAGCAUAGCUGAAAUCAAAUCAAUCUUAUUACGUCUUUUUAAUAUAAUAUGUGACCGAUUAUUUAAGAUAAAAUUGUACUUUUUACCAUGUAAUUACACUUUUUUUUCGCAUAAAACUCUAUGGAACGCAUAAGCUGCCUUUUGUUUGGACAUUUCAUAUCUAUUACAUCACGGACAGGCACCAAAGUAGAAUCACCGACCUUCCGUAAGCCAGCUGGAUGACUUCCUCACAUGAAGAAUUCAACACACCGAUUGGGGCUUGAACCCACAUCGAUGAGGGGCAAGUUAUUUGAAGUCAGCGACCUUAACCACUCUGCCAUUGAGGCCCCUUAUUAUGUCAAAGUGUGAUGCAUGUUAACUUGUCAGAACAGUGUCUUAUUAUGUUAAAAAGCUAUGUUUUUAUGUCAAAAUGUGGUGUUAACAUGUCGAAACAGUGUCUUGUUAUGUUAACUAGCCGUGCGGAUAUCUUGUCAAAGUGUGAUGUUAACUUGUCCAAAUAGUGACUUAUUAUGUCAAAAAGCUGUUUUCAUGUUAAAGUGAGAUGUUAACGUGCCCAAAUAGCGAUCGAUUUAAGUUAUCUACCUAUGUUGACAUGUCAAAGAGUGAUCUUGUGCAAAUCGUGUUAUUAUGUUAAAAAGCUACGUUAUCUUGUUAAAGUAUCAUGUGAUUUUGUCUACCGAGCGUGCUAUUAUGUUAAAAAGUUAUGUUAUUUUGUUAAAGUCUCUGAUCUUGUCUACGGAGCGCUCUAUCGUGUAAAAAAUUAGUUAUAACUUGUCAAAAUAGUGUCUUAUUAUGUUAACGAGGCAUAUGUUAUUAUGUCAAAGUGUGGUGUAAGCUUGUCGAAACAGUGUCUUAUUAUGUUGUCAAAAUACUGAGUUAUCUGUUAUCUGUGUACCAAGCGUGCUAUUAUAUUGCAAAAGCUGUUAUCUUUUUAAAACAGCUUGUUAACUUGUCAAAAAGGCGUUUGAUUGUUAUGAUGCUAUGUUAUUAUGUCAAAGUGUGAUAUUAACUUGUCCAAGUAGUGUCUUAUUAUGUUAACAAGCCAUAUUAUCAUGCUGUAAACUGUAGUUUUAAAUUGUCAAAACAGUGCUUUAUUAUGUUAAAAAGAAAUGUUAUCAUGCCAAA
This is a messenger RNA of Mercenaria mercenaria, 4271 nucleotides long. RefSeq names its product cholinesterase 2-like. NCBI's taxonomy places the organism in Eukaryota, Metazoa, Mollusca, Bivalvia, Venerida, Veneridae. The record is from RefSeq and is a predicted model, not a curated record. The transcript is spliced from 3 exons. Gene Ontology annotation, biological process: postsynaptic membrane assembly; synaptic vesicle endocytosis; neuron cell-cell adhesion. Bases 191 to 1981 code for a protein of 596 amino acids. Gene Ontology annotation, molecular function: neurexin family protein binding; signaling receptor activity. Gene Ontology annotation, cellular component: cell surface; synapse.